Molecule: messenger RNA, 765 nt
Organism: Colletotrichum spaethianum
Lineage: Eukaryota; Fungi; Ascomycota; Sordariomycetes; Glomerellales; Glomerellaceae
Product: transcription initiation factor TFIID subunit 2
Exons: 3
Coding region: 1-765 (254 amino acids)
Biological process (GO): chromatin remodeling; regulation of transcription by RNA polymerase II
Cellular component (GO): Swr1 complex; NuA4 histone acetyltransferase complex
Molecular function (GO): histone binding
Source: RefSeq, a predicted model, not a curated record
AUGGCUCGCCGAAAAGCGGUGGCACAGAAGAAUCGGAAUGCCCCAUCAUGGGCGACAUCGCUUCGAUCUAAUGCUAACAUGGAGCUGAAGCGCAAAGUUAGGCUCGUCACCGAGCAGAAUGUCAUCGACAAGCCCUCCCCCGUCGAAGACUUCCCCAUGAGAAAAUGGUCGAUCGUAAUCUAUAUUGUUGGCGAGGAUGGUGAGGAGCACCCGGCCGAUUGCUUCCAGAAGGUUGUCUACAACCUCCACCCAUCGUUCGAAAACCCCACGCAAACAUUCACUAAGCCUCCCUUCCGAUGCGAGAACGAGGGAUGGGGUGAAUUCGACAUGACGAUCGAUUGCUACAUCACCGAGAAGUCGAAGCAGUCGCUCAGCCACGAUCUGAACUUUGCAAAGAACCGCUACGACGCCGAGCACACCGUCUCGUUCAAAAACCCUUCGCAGGCCUUGCAGCAGAUUCUGCGGGAGACUGGUCCUCUUCCGUCCGACGACGACCGUCUCAAGAAGAAGGGCGGUGCCGGCAAGAAGGGUGCCCAGAAGUACGACUACGAGAAGAUCGCGCAGGCUCUUGAGAAACUUGACGAGGACGACCUGCUCCGUGUCAUCCAAAUCAUCAAUGAUAACAAGACUGCGGACACAUACAUCAAGAGUGAUGUCGAUGGUGAGCUAACGCCUGCUUCCCCUGGUGUCGAUCUUCUGAGCGGUCAGUUUUCCUUGCGUUGGGAGGUGGAAGGGCCGGCUUGGUAUCAGCAACAAACGACGUGA